AUGUUUAUCUCAGUCUGCUGCGCGGGAAAUGACUAUGAGAUUUUACUAGGUUUGUUCCUCAGAUUUGUUUCAACAUGGAUUGGUCAGAGUGAGGAAUUAAUUCAUGAACUUUUCGACCAUGCUUUAGCUUAUAAUGUUGCUUUGAUUAUAUUUGUCAACGAAAUUGAUAAGUUAUGUCGGACUAGACAGAUUAUUGAAGAUGAUAAUGUUGGACGUGUCUCUUCUUAA
Messenger RNA from Brugia pahangi, 228 nucleotides. The record is from the annotation of a GenBank genome assembly. Lineage: Eukaryota; Metazoa; Nematoda; Chromadorea; Rhabditida; Onchocercidae.